Molecule: messenger RNA, 993 nt
Organism: Seriola dumerili (greater amberjack)
Lineage: Eukaryota; Metazoa; Chordata; Actinopteri; Carangiformes; Carangidae
Product: trace amine-associated receptor 13c-like
Exons: 2
Coding region: 1-993 (330 amino acids)
Biological process (GO): G protein-coupled receptor signaling pathway
Cellular component (GO): membrane
Molecular function (GO): trace-amine receptor activity
Source: RefSeq, a predicted model, not a curated record
AUGGGGGGCCAGCUAGGAGACGAACUCUGCUAUCCCCAAUACCACAACGCUUCCUGCAGGAAGGCGAUGCACUCUCAAUCGGAAGACAUGAUUCUUCACAGUCUGCUGUCCUGCAUCACUCUGUUCACUGUGGUUCUGAACCUGCUGGUCAUCAUCUCUAUCUCCCACUUCAGGCAGCUCCACACCUCCACCAACCUCCUCCUCCUCUCUCUGGCUGUCGCAGACUUCCUUGUGGGCCUCCUGCAGAUGCCAGCUGAAAUCCAUGUGUUGGGAGGCUGCUGGAUGCUGGGUGACUUUAUAUGUGCUGUGAAUUACUUUUUAGGUUACCUCACUGUCAGUGUUUCAGUAGGAAACAUGGUGCUCAUAUCAAUUGACCGCUAUAUGGCAAUUUGUGACCCCAUGUUUUACUCCACUAAAGUCACUUUGAGAAGAGUUCAAUACUGUGUUUGUCUGUGUUGGAUAUUUUCUGGUGUGCACAGCGCUUGGAUACUGAGAAUUUUCUUAAAACAACCCGACAUGUAUAACGCCUGUUAUGGAGAGUGUGUAGUCGUACUUAGUUACGUUGAAACAUCUGCUGACCUUUUCUUUACCUUUUUAGGCCCCAUUGUUGUCAUCACAAUUUUGUACUUGCUAGUAUUUGUGGUGGCUGUGUCUCAGGCUCGUGCCAUGCGCUCUCACAUUGCAACUGUCACACUUCAGCGUUCAGAGACUGUGAAAGCUAAGAAAUCUGAAUUGAAAGCAGCCAGGACUCUUGGUGUGGUUAUAGCUGCAUUCAUUCUGUGCAACAGUCCGUAUUAUUGUUUCAUUGUUGCAGCUGAAUACAACUUGAUAGGGGCAUCGACUGCAUACAUCGAGCUUUGGCUAUUGUAUUUCAACUCCUGUCUAAACCCUGUAAUCUAUGUUUUUUUCUACCCCUGGUUCAGAAAAGCUAUUAAACACAUUGUUACACUUCAGAUUCUGCAGCCUGGCUCAAAUGAGGCCAAUUUAAUGUAG